UACGUUUUGGAACAUAUGAUAGCAUAUUCUAAUCGUGCUGUGAUAUUCAGUUUCAAGAAUCAAGGCUAACAGGUAAUGAUCUACGUUAACAGCCCAUUGACUUACAUGGUUGCUUUUCAGCUCGCGUCGACACCGCCGCGCUAUUAGCCGAAUGUCACCAGAAGUUCGCAAAGUCAACUAAUACACCUUCACUUCAUGGAAGAUCAUACCUUCAAUCUCGGUCUGGAUGAAGACUCUCGCUCGGAGAAUUCGGAUAGCAUCAGCGUGGCGAGUGGCCACGAUGUCGCGUUUCUCGUCACAACCGAGCUUCGACGCGUGUGGGCCGAGUACUUCGCCUGGGAGCAGCAAUACUGCAUAAAUAUCAUCAGGUCGUUAGCAUCUAGAGCCUCGUUGACCGACGCGUCCUCGGAAUACCUGUGUGAAAAUGACGCUCUGUCAGAACUUCACGCGACCGACCUAGAGGCCGAGGCAUUCACUGUCCUUGACUUCGAAGUAAAUGCAGAACCCAAACUUCAGGUCGUCUCGGUCUCAUGUUUUGAAAUUCUCGACUAUCACCCUUUCCCGCCUUAUGAAGGCUCGACUCCGAUUAACUGCGUCAUGUUCAAGGGUGACGACUCUGAUGACUUGCCCUUCGUACCCUUUGCAGAGGAGUCAAAUUUCCGUACCGACGACUUUAUGAAUGUGCAUGGCAGUUUAGGAUGGCAAGACGAGCUGAAUGACGUGGAUCGUAAGCGGAUAUUUGUCGAAGUUGCUCGACGAUUGUACAGACAGCAUGGCGUGAAUCCCUCGGAUAUCGAUGCUAUGCAACUUUUGCCGUAUCCUCUGUGCUCCACUUCAUCUCGAUGGGGUUUGCUGUGGGUUGAUUCACAGAAUGAUGAAUUGAAGUGGAUCGGCUCGGAAUUACGACGUCCUCUUCCACCGCAUAAUGAUGAAGCGCCUCCGACGGACGACCUGAAAGGUCGAACGCAAAGCCUGAUGUCUCACUUCUGCGCACAGAAGAAUUGCAUACGACCUGUCUGCAUGUCUCAUGAACAGAAACCGAAACAUAUUGUUGUCCGAGACGAAGAUAUAUUGGCUAACUUCAAGAUGGUCACACCGGUUACGCUAUGUGGUAUAGCUUGCUACUUGCAUUCCCAAGAGGUAGCAAAGAGACCUCAACCCUCUUCAUCGGAAGCCGACAUUACGAAUCUGCGUACAAUAUUAUCCAUUGCUCCCGAGUCGACCGUAUGUGAUUUGGCCGUAAUAUGUGGCAGACCAUGUUAUAGGGUGCGAAGAGAGAUCGAGCAACUUCGUGACUCGAUACGGGAUAGCCGUCAGAAACGACGGAUGCGAAAAUUGCCAACUAGGCCAAUCGUCGAAACUUUGUUCUUUGACGGUCAUCGGUUUGAAAAAUUCACGCCCGUACCUUCUUGUGAUCACCUAGGACCAUGCAAUAUGACAACAGAAUGCGGCUGUGACGCCGGGCGAGUGCAUUGUGAAGGUAAUUGUCGAUGUGAUAUGACUUGUCCGAGACGAUGGAAAGGUUGUCAAUGUGGCUCAAUAGCAGAUGGAGGAGUAAUGUGCACGCUCGAGCGCUCGUGUCCCUGCAGGAUGGCCAAUCGGGAGUGCGAGCCUGAAUUGUGCGUUACUUGUGGGUUUUGCGAGAAACCGUCAGGCAAAGGCUGCACAAACGCACCGUUGCAACGUGAACACUUCAAGCAACUCGAGGUUCGUGUGAGUGAAUUUGGCUGGGGUGUGGUCCUCUGCGAGCCAGCGGCAAAAGGAGACCUUGUUUGCGAGUAUAUCGGCGAAUUGAUAUAUGAGCCUACAUUCAAAAGUCGAGCCCUAUUGGCAGACCACCGCGGGAGAAGCUAUGUCUUUGGGCUGAAUCGAACAUUCGACGUGGAUGCUUCAUAUGCUGGCAAUGAGUCGCGUUUUAUAAAUCAUUCAUUCGACCCCAACUGUGUUGUACGAAUCUCCUUCGUUAAUGGUGACCAGCGGAUCGGUGUCUAUACUAGAUGUGAGCUUCUCAUCAACUAUGGACCAAAAUUCUUCUGAGCACCAGUACCGCCCGGACCACUGCAAACAAGCCAUGUAGUUAACAUAUCUUGAACCAUCUGUAAUGGCAGGCUAAUACGAAAGACUCCAUACCACUCUUUCAUAGUGUAUCCUACAUAAAUACCAGAGAUUCUAGGAUUG
Molecule: messenger RNA, 2178 nt
Organism: Somion occarium
Lineage: Eukaryota; Fungi; Basidiomycota; Agaricomycetes; Polyporales; Cerrenaceae
Source: the annotation of a GenBank genome assembly